This is a messenger RNA of Daldinia loculata, 1369 nucleotides long. RefSeq lists its product as uncharacterized. The coding region runs from base 738 to 1004 and encodes 88 amino acids. The transcript has a single exon. The record is from RefSeq and is a predicted model, not a curated record. Lineage: Eukaryota; Fungi; Ascomycota; Sordariomycetes; Xylariales; Hypoxylaceae.
UUGCUGUUAGCGACUUACUUGAUGUACAAGUACUAUACUUUGUAACUACCUAACCACAACGUCACAGAUGGUACCAUUUAUUGCAUCCGCCUUCUUCAAUGUUUUUUCUUAUCACUACCUCUUAUGUGAGAUAUUCGGAAGUAAGCCUCCUUCAAAAUAUAGGAGUAAAAAGCAUGAUGCCGCGCAGUCGUCAGUUGAAAUUCCCAUAUACAUUUAUGGCACUCGAGAUCUGGAUAGGGUGACGUCUAAGCGUUCCCCAUUACCCACCAAUCAUUGGCCAUACUAAAUCUGUCGACUUUGCCGCAGGUCUGAAACUCACGAGUUUCACAGGGAUUGUUACUAUCGUCAGUCCAUCAGUCGAGACCGCAACGUUAGGAGGCGCUUGUCGCAUAGCUGAUACUAAACACAAGACAUUGUGUAGGAUUACUUACGUUUCUCUUACCCUUAGGUAAUUUUCAUUAUUACUCAGGUACAGACCCAUUGCCUAAACUAACUUGGUUGUUCAUUUCUCCCUUUUUCCUAAUUUUGCGAAAGUGAAGCUAUCAUUACAAUUUCCCUUCUUUUCUUCCUUUCUAGUGUGACUGGUGCACCAUAAUUUUGUCUUGCUCGCGCCUAGUUUCUUUUACUUGUCCAUUCGCUCAAUUCCAUCUACUCGAUACCCUUUCAACUUGAAGUCGAAUACUCGAACAACUCCUUCACCAACCCCAAGACCGUCGCGAAGCCAAGCACAAUUCAAAAUGUCUCAACAAAACCCCAAUCUACCGAGCCCACCAGGUGGUCAAUUCGGAUUCAUGUCCAAGAUUGGCGCCACAGAUGCAGCCGUCCGUACUUUAAACGACCAGCCGUACUUGUUCACUAUUCUCGUCGUCGUCCUCGUCUCGCUCAUCCUUGAGGGCGUUUUCAUGUGGUACAUCCACUACGCGACUUUGAAGCCCGAGCAGAAGAAAAAGAAGGUCCCCAAGGGGGACAAGAAAGCAGGAGGAAAACCACCGGCAGCUCGAUAAAGGUCUUCUGUCGUAAGACAGCUCUGAUACGACAAUCGAAAGUGUUAUAGCAACUUCUUAAUUGGGAUAGAACCCGGCAAUUAUGCUUUUUUGCGACUAUCCGCCACCGACGCCUUCGUCGAGAAACCACGAUGCAUCCAGACGUAGAUGUCUUAAGGGGAGUAAUGGAUACGUAGCUGUUAUGGAGCUAAGCGGACAGGGUUCUAGGUGCUUAGUGUUCGGGUGAAAGGGUAGAAUAGAACAAUAAGGAUAGCAUUUAGAGACGCUUCGACGACAGCAGGCCGCGUCUAGCACUCAUAAUCAUUGCGUAUUUACCCGGUUAUAUGGUUUAUCAAUAUUGUCAAUACAUAUCUAUAUCCUGAGAA